AUGAAUUUAAAACAGUUCACGAGCAUGAGUUUAUUUGAUUAUUAUCAACGAGCACUUAUUUAUACUCCACAACGAUAUCAAUCAAUACUUGAAACACUUAAAUCACUUUUACCUGAUUUUAUUUGUUUACAAGAAGUAACUGUUAAUUUUCUUAAUCUUCUCUUAAAUGAAACAUGGCUACAAGAAAAUAAUUAUUAUAUUAUUAUUACAAAAAAAGUUAUUGAUAGUAAUAAAAAAAAAUCAUAUGGACAAAUGAUGAUUAUGAAAAAUUUUCGACUACGAUCAUUUUCAAUAUGUCCACUUGAUCUAUCUGAUGAUGAUCAUGAAGCAACAGCAAAAAAAUCGAAAACAAUGAAAACAAUAAUCAUAGCUCGAUUUGGUAUAAAUACUAAAAUUACAAUUGAUCUUGUUAAUCUUCAUUUACAUAGUGAUCAUUCUCCUAAUGCAAGUGAAAGACGUUGUCAAGCAUUAGAAAAUUCUUUUAGAAAAAUAAAAACAAAUAAUUGUAUGUUUAUUGGUGAUUUUAAUUUUGGAGAUAAUAAUUUAAAAGAACAAAAUAUUCUUGCAACAUAUGAAGAUGAAAUACAUGAUUUAUGGAAAGAUAUUUAUCAUCUUGAUCAAGUAAGAUAUUUGAAUUUUAUCAAUAAAAUCUUAAAUGACAAGACGAAAUUCGGUUGA
Rotaria sp. Silwood2 is the source of this 678-nucleotide messenger RNA. NCBI's taxonomy places the organism in Eukaryota, Metazoa, Rotifera, Eurotatoria, Philodinida, Philodinidae. The record is from the annotation of a GenBank genome assembly.